Molecule: messenger RNA, 717 nt
Organism: Lactuca saligna
Lineage: Eukaryota; Viridiplantae; Streptophyta; Magnoliopsida; Asterales; Asteraceae
Source: the annotation of a GenBank genome assembly
AUGGCUAACUUCCCAUUGAUCGACAUGGAGAACUUGAAUGGUGGAGAGAGAGGUGCUACAAUGGAGUUGAUCAAAGAUGCUUGUGAAAACUGGGGAUUUUUUGAGGAUUUUGCUGGUAAGCUAGAGAAAUUAGCAGAAGAGCUUUUGGAUUUGCUGUGUGAGAAUCUUGGAUUAGAGAAAGGUUAUCUAAAGAAAGCGUUUCAUGGAUCAAAAGGUCCAAAUUUUGGAACGAAAGUAAGUAAUUAUCCUCCAUGCCCGACGCCGGACUUAAUCAAGGGUCUCCGAGCACACACCGACGCCGGCGGCAUCAUUUUACUCUUCCAAGAUGAUAAAGUCAGCGGUCUUCAGCUUCUCAAAGACGGUGAAUGGAUCGAUGUUCCACCCAUGCGUCACUCCAUCGUCAUCAACCUCGGUGACCAAAUUGAGGUGAUUACUAAUGGAAAGUAUAAGAGUGUGAUGCAUAGAGUUAUUGCUCAAACAGAUGGAACAAGAAUGUCGAUAGCGUCUUUUUAUAAUCCGGGGAAUGAUGCUGUGAUAUUUCCGGCACCGGCGUUGUUGGAAGAGACAGCAGAGAAAGAACAAUCGUACCCAAAGUUUGUGUUUGAUGAUUACAUGAAACUGUAUGCAGGAUUGAAGUUUCAGGCGAAAGAGCCGAGGUUUGAAGCCAUGAAAGCAGUUGAAGCUAAUGUGAGUUUGGGUCCUGUUGCAACAGCUUAG